Lodderomyces oxycetoniae is the source of this 1332-nucleotide messenger RNA. RefSeq lists its product as uncharacterized. Lineage: Eukaryota; Fungi; Ascomycota; Pichiomycetes; Serinales; Debaryomycetaceae. Gene Ontology annotation, biological process: Golgi organization. The transcript has a single exon. Gene Ontology annotation, molecular function: protein binding. Gene Ontology annotation, cellular component: Golgi apparatus. Bases 1 to 1332 code for a protein of 443 amino acids. The record is from RefSeq and is a predicted model, not a curated record.
AUGUUUUCGUUUGCAAAGAAGUUGGUCGAUAGACUUGAAGGGCAAGCGAGCCAGGAUGACUCGUUUAAUGAUGCAUAUUUCAAGAAUGCAACGCAUAUAAACAAUAGAGGGUAUGGUCUUCGUGUGUUGAAUGUAGUUGCGCAUUCUAAGGCUCAUGAAUAUGGAUUUGAAUCAUGGUUCGAUUAUAUUAUUAAGAUUAAUAAUCACGAAUUGCCCUUACUUCAUGCCUUUUCAACUUAUUCAUAUACGAUUAAUGAAGAUGGCACCAUCAAUUACGGCAAUAGUACCACUGCCGAGCAGGCAGCAGCCGUCAACUUUGACUUGUUAAAUAAAGAGUUGACUACAUUAGCUCAACACAAACAAGACCUCAUUCUUGACGUGUGGAAUGCUAAAGGCGGUGUCAUAAGGCAAAUUAGUAUCCCCUUGGAAGAGGAGGAAGAGGAGGGGGAGGAGGGGGAAAAGACUGAGGAGAAAGGGGAAAAGACUGAGGAGAAAGGGGAAAAGACUGAGGAGAAAGGGGAAAAGACUGAGGAGAAAGGGGAAAAGACUGAGGAGAAAGGGGAAAAGACUGAGGAGAAAGGGGAAAAGACUGAGGAGAAAGGAGGUGCAAAGUCUUUGAAAAAAUUGGGUUUAACCGUUGAGUCGCAGCAUUUGAACACCGCGACAUUUGUGUGGAGAAUAUUGAACACGCAUGUAGGAUCACCAGCAUUUCGGUCUCAAUUAGUUCCUCAUUCUGAUUUUAUUAUUGGAUGUGACUCUGCAUUUCCCAAUGACCCUAAUUCCAAAGGUUUGUUAAGUAAAGGAGGUGAGUCACUCUUGUCCAACACAAUAUUAAGCUACUACAACCAUCAUUAUGCACAAUCGGGAGAAGACAAUAUACCUAUAACACUAUAUGUUUAUAACCACGAUUACGAUAUUUUACGUCCCGUCACAGUGAAUCUUUCACGCCAAUGGGGAACGGGUCAUAAUAGGGGUAUUCUUGGUUGCGAUGUUGGUUAUGGGUUAAUACAUAGAAUUCCUGAAGUUGUAGGGAAAUUUGAAAAAAAUUCCAUAAUAGAUGACGUGUUGUUUCAAUCUGAGAAUACCGCUGUGGAUCUUGACACCUCCACCAAUGUUGUUUUAUCGGCACCGCCUCCAUUGGGCGCAACAAAACCAUCUACGAGAUCAGCUAGAAAGAAGAAACAUAUAGUAGCUGAUAGCCAAGAGUUGAAUGAUUAUAUGAAUGAAGAAUUGGAUAAAUCAAAGAAAUUGGAAGAUAGUGUGAAGCAUGAGACUGGAGAUCUUGUUCCACCACCACCACCACCAACAACAGCAACAACUAAGGCUGGGUAA